AAACAAUGAAAAGAGCAUAUAUAAAAUGGAAAGGUCUUAGAUAUAUUGAAUCUACAUGGGAGGACAUAUCCGAUUUGGACGAGAAAAAGUUUUCUAAAGCCUUAAAAAUUCGCCGCAAGGCUUACAAAAUUGGCGUGAUGGAUCGGUUUGUAGAUAGGUCAUUUCAAGAGAUAAAGAAACAACCUUCAUGGUUGUCAAAUAAUCCAAAAUAUCAGAACAAAUUAAUGGAUUAUCAGUUGGAUGGCGUAAACUGGUUACUGCACAAUUGGAGUCUAGAGACUUCUUGUGUUCUUGCAGAUGAAAUGGGGCUAGGGAAAACUAUUCAAAUUAUCGUAUUUCUUAAUAUAUUGUUCAAGGAUCGCCAUUGUUACCCAUUUAUUAUUGUUGCGCCAAAAUCUACGACAGCGGGCUGGUCUCGCGAAUUUAAGCGAUGGGCACCUAAUUUAGUUGUAGUUGAAUUUCAUGGCGAUAGAGAGUCCUGCGAGGUUGUCGAAAAAUUUGAAAUGUUUCCAGGCGAUUCUUCAUUAAAGUGUCAUGUGUUAAUAACUACCCCAGAGACUGUUCUGUUUCGUUCUAGAAUUCUCUCAAAAGUUGAUAUGUGGGAAGUAAUGGUUGUUGAUGAAGCACACAGCUUGAAAGGUGGUGAUGCAGGAAGAGUCUUUAGGCAAUUGACAUCAACUUUGAAAAAUGUAUUUUACAAAGUUUUGUUAACGG
Molecule: messenger RNA, 714 nt
Organism: Scutellospora calospora
Lineage: Eukaryota; Fungi; Glomeromycota; Glomeromycetes; Diversisporales; Gigasporaceae
Source: the annotation of a GenBank genome assembly